Carassius gibelio (silver crucian carp) is the source of this 1958-nucleotide messenger RNA. RefSeq names its product sphingosine 1-phosphate receptor 4. NCBI's taxonomy places the organism in Eukaryota, Metazoa, Chordata, Actinopteri, Cypriniformes, Cyprinidae. Bases 219 to 1391 code for a protein of 390 amino acids. The transcript has 2 exons. Gene Ontology annotation, biological process: G protein-coupled receptor signaling pathway. The record is from RefSeq and is a predicted model, not a curated record. Gene Ontology annotation, molecular function: sphingosine-1-phosphate receptor activity. Gene Ontology annotation, cellular component: membrane.
GAUGCAAGAAAGCUUCCUUCCUUGUUACUACAGGGUAUAUAAUCACUCAGAGAGCCAAUGCUCCAGCUUUCUGCAUCAGAGCAUGGCUCAAUACCAGUUACACCAGCAUCACUAAAAAAGAGUUGGGCACAGAUAUUCCUGAGAAGUUGGAGACUGUUUGCACUGAAGGCCGAAUCAACCCCAGUGAGAUUCAACUCUGCGUUCCUGCUUCUAACACCAUGGAGGUCCUGCGUUCCUUCAGCUCCGCCUCUUCCUGUCCAGACGUCUACAACUGGACCGGCAGCAGCAGUCUCAUCCUGGAGCAUUACAACUUCACCGGACGCCUCCACCACCGCAAGCCCUCGAAGAGAAGCGUGAGCGCCGUCACCGUCCUGUUCCUGUGCUUCAGCUUCUUCAUCAUCCUGGAGAACCUCUUGGUGCUGCUAGCCGUGCUUUUCCGGGUGCGUCUGCGCAAUCGUUGGAUAUUCAUCUGCAUCGCUAACAUCGCACUGAGCGACUUGCUGACGGGAUGCGCCUACGUGGUCAACAUCUGCAUGUCCGGCGACCGCACCUUCAAGCUAAGCCCAGUUCUGUGGAUAUUCCGCGAAGGAAUUUUAUUUGUAGCCUUAGCGGCGUCCAUUUUCAGCCUGCUGUUGAUCGCAGUGGAGCGCUACGCCACCAUGAUGAAGCCCAUCCACCAGAAAACCGCCACAAAGACUUACCGAAUCUACAUCAUGGUGGUGCUCUGCUGGAUAACGGCGCUCGUAAUCGGAUUCCUUCCGCUGAUGGGCUGGAACUGCGUUUGCGAUCCGAGAAGUUGCUCCACACUUCUGCCGCUCUACUCCAAGAGCUACAUCUUGUUCGCCCUGGUCAUCUUCUUCAUACUCCUGCUCACAAUCGGCGCUCUCUAUUUCGCCAUCUACUGCCACGUCCGGAGUAGCAAUGAGACCACAUCCGUACGCAGCAGAAAGCGUUCGCUGCGCCUCCUGAAGGCCGUCAUCUCCAUCGUUGGAGUCUUCAUGGUUUGUUGGGGUCCUCUGUUCAUCCUCUUGUUGGUGGACUUCUUCUGCCACUCUCGUAACUGCAGCACGCUCUUCAAUCCUGAAUGGGUGAUCGCCAUGGCCGUGCUCAACUCGGCCAUGAACCCGCUCAUUUACUCUUUCGGCAGCCUGGAGCUUCGCAAAGCCAUCGCUAAGCUCCUGUGCUUUUGUUGUCUGAGGGCGGGACUGUGCGACUCCAAGACCUUCAUGUCCAAGGAGACUUCCAGCACCUCUGGGAGUCGACAUAGUAGCCUGCGCAACAGCUUCAGCAAGGUGCGAAACCUGAGCACCAGUCCACAGCCUGAACCGAGGAAUGGCAAGAAAACACGCCUCAGCUCCACCACUUCUUGUUUAUCCGCAUCGAGCGGUUAAGCCGCGGUGGCCAGGUGUGUUUCUCCUUCGCCACAGGAACUGCACCUCCUCAAACACACCGCCGUUGUGGUUUCAGUGAUGUUUCAAUCGUUGAGGGUCAAAAGACAGCAGGUGUGAGUUUCCUUGCACAUAGACGAUGGCAGAAAGGACUGUUAAAGAAAGCAGCUGUGCAACAAAAACAGAAAACUUAAAAAAAAAAACAUAUAUAUAUAUAUAUAUAUAUAUAUAUAUAUAUAUAUAUAUAUAUAUAUAUAUAUAUAUAUCUUGUAACUUGAAUGCAUUUCUAUACAUUUGAGCCGAAUGCAAAGGAAAGCGACCACAACUGUAAAAUACUUCAAAUACAAACUGCCUUUUAUUGUUGUUUAAACGAGAAUGUACAAGUAAUAUGAAUGUUAUAAUUUAAAAACGAAAAACUAUAUAUUUUUAUAUUCUACAUGAAAGAGAUUCUUUAGAUUUUAUGCACGCACUUUUGAAACUGUUUAAAAGUUUUCAGGGAAUUGUUUUGAGAGUAUACAAUGUAAAAUAGUUUUGAAGCAAAUAAAAUAAAGCAUUGAUUUAUACUGAUAA